CCACCACCAACAAAAUCACGACUUCCUUAAUAUCCAGAUUAAAAGGAGCAGACAAAACACAACGCGUGCAGUUGAGAAGCGGGGGAGGAUCCCGAAGAAGGAAGCAGUCCGGCUGGCCGUGCCCCACGGUUGCGGUGCUGUCACGCCAUAAGUAUUUAUACCAACCCAACGCUCUUUGUUUCCCCUCCUUUUGGAUCUGUUGAGUUUCUUUGUUGAAUAAGACAGCAUGGGUGCCCAGUUCUCCAAGACCGCUGCAAAGGGCGAAGCCUCCGCCGAGAAACCUGGGGAAGCAGUGGCUGCAUCUCCAUCCAAGGCGAAUGGACAGGAGAACGGCCACUUGAAGGUGAACGGCGACGCCUCCCCCGCGGCGGCGGAGGCGGGCAAGGAGGAGGUGCAGGCGAACGGCAGCGCGCCCGCCGAGGAGACGGGCAAAGAGGAGGCGGCCUCGUCGGAGCCCGCCUCCGAGAAGGAGGCGGGAGAGGCGGAGAGCACCGAGCCGGCCUCCCCGGCGGAGGGCGAGUCCUCCCCCAAGACUGAGGAGGGCGCGACCCCCUCGUCCAGCAGCGAGACCCCGAAAAAAAAAAAGAAGCGCUUUUCGUUCAAGAAGUCCUUUAAGCUGAGCGGCUUCUCCUUCAAGAAGAACAAGAAGGAGGCCGGCGAAGGGGCCGAGGGCGAGGGCGGCGCCGCCGCCGCGGCGGCGGAGGGCGGGAAGGAGGAGGCGGCGGCCCCCGAGGCGGCGGGCAGCGAGGAGGGCAAGGCGGCCGCCGAGGAGGCGUGCGCGGCCGGCAGCGCCGAGGCGGCGAAGGAGGAGGCGGGGGACUCGCAGGAGGCCAAAUCGGACGAGGCCGCCCCCGAGAAGGCGGCGGGAGAAGAGGCCCCGGCAUCGGCGGCGGCCGAGGAGCAGCAGCCGCCCCAGCAGGCAGCGGAGGGGAAGGCGGAGGAGGCGGCGGGCGCCGGCGCCGCCACGAAUGAGGCGGGCAGCGGCGAGCAGGAGGCGGCCCCCGCGGAGGAGCCGGCGCGGCAGGAGCCCCCCGCCGAGAGCAGUCCGGAGGGACCCGCCGCCGAGUCGGCGGAGUAGUAAGCGCCGCCGCCGCCCCUCGCCGACGGACUUUUCUUCCCCCCUGUUUGUUUUUGGAGUGGUGCCAGGUACUGGUCUCGGAGAACUUGUCUACAACCAGGGAUUGAUUUAAAAGAUGUCUCGUUUCUUUUUUUUCUCUCCCCCCGCAGCUCCCAUCUCAAAUCGUUAUAUGUUGCCGCCAUUCCAACGGGCGGAGGGGGGCUCCCCUCCGCCUUCCUCUCCCAUCCUUUAUAUUUUGGUUAUUUUGGGUUUUUGUUUUCAUCAGUAUUAAUGUUUUGUUUUGGUUGGUUCGGUUUUUUUUUUUUUUUUGUUGGUUUUUUGCUUUUUUUAAAUUUUGUUCGUUUAUUUUUUAAUUUCAUACUUUGCAACUCUCUUCAUAUUAUAAAACUUUUGCCGAUCGGUCUAUGGACAUGCCCAUAUAUGAAGGAGAUGGGUGGGUCAAUAAGGGAUAUCAAAUGAAGUGACAGGGGCCGCAGUGGGGAACCCGGGGCGCGCAGCCCUUGCCGGGAGCGCGCCCCGCCAGAAAUGAUGUAAGGGGUUAGUCUUUUUUUUAAAAGAAAGUUAUUACGAUGUAUUUUGUGAGGCAGAUGUUCUAUAAGGUUUACAACACUACAAGUCUUGAUUAAGAAGGAAAGGAAAAAGGAAAAAAAAAUAAAAAAUAAAAAUCAAUACCCAGAUAAAGAGAUCAUAGUCUUAGAAAUUCAUUUAAACCAUAGGAACUUUUCACUUAUCUCAUGUUAGCUGUAUCAGUCAGUGAUUAAGUAGAAAUACAAGUUGUAUAGGCUUUAUUGUUUAUUGCUGGUUUAUGACCUUAAUAAAGUGUAAUUAUGUAUUACCAGCAGGGUGUUUUUAACUGUGACUAUUGUAUAAAAAAAACAAAUCUUGAUAUCCAGAAGCACAUGAAGUUUGCAACUCUUUCCACCCUGCCCAUUUUUGUAAAACUGCAGUCAUCUUGGACCUUUUAAACACAAAUUUUAAACUCAACCAAGCUGUGAUAAGUGGAAUGGUUACUGUUUAUACUGUGGUAUGUUUUUGAUUACAGCAGACAAUGCUUUCUUUUCCAGUUGUCUUUGAAAAUAAAGGAAAACUCUUCAGAUGCAAUGUUUUUUUUUUUUUUUUUGUGUAGCAUCUUGUCUAUCAUGUUUUUGUAAAUACUGGAGAAGCUUUGACCAAUUUGACUUAGAGAUGGAAUGUAACUUUGCUUACAAAAAUUGCUAUUAAACUCCUGCUUAAGGUGUUCUAAUUUUCUGUGAGCACACUAAAAGCGAAAAAUAAAUGUGAAUAAAAUGUAUAAUUUGGUUGUCUUUCUUUUAUGGAUACUCUAGUAGCUUAAAGGGACUAGCCAGUAUUGCCUAGAUUUGUAGAGAGACGGUCAUGUGUGCUGUUAGCACUAGCUUUGAAAAGUACCUUCCUGGAUUUUGGACUCUGUAAUACUGUGCAUUUUACAGAGAAAGUGUGCAGUGCACCAGGUAAUUUGUAUGCUUUUCUAGCUUUAAAAAGAAGAAUGGAAGGUAGUCUGAGCAUGUAGUGUAUGAUUCUCCUGUCCAGGCUCCAUCUUGCUUUUAAGACCAGAGGUAUCCAGUGUAUGAGGAUCUUGCCUCUUGAGAAAAACAAGAUUUCAUUUGAAUUGCUUAGGUUGUGGCACUGAAAUUUGUAUGCUGAGUUGCUUAAAAAUUAAGCUCUUGAACAGAUGUCCCACUUAGGUCUUGGUAUACUGGUCCUGCUUUGGUACCUCAAUGUUUACCUUGAAAACUUUAGCCUGGAAGGAGAAGGGGGAAACUAACACUGCCAUUCUACUUAAAGUAAUUAAAAGCAAUAUUUUCUUUUUAUCCUCAAGUGCUACUCCCAAGUACAGGUGAGUUUCAAAACAGAUUUCAAAAUUCGUCAAUUAAAAAAAAU
Motacilla alba alba is the source of this 2977-nucleotide messenger RNA. It is a transcript of the gene MARCKS, whose product is annotated as myristoylated alanine rich protein kinase C substrate. Gene Ontology annotation, cellular component: cytoplasm; actin filament bundle; plasma membrane. Bases 227 to 1078 code for a protein of 283 amino acids. Gene Ontology annotation, molecular function: calmodulin binding; actin filament binding. Gene Ontology annotation, biological process: actin filament organization; central nervous system development. The transcript is spliced from 3 exons. The record is from RefSeq and is a predicted model, not a curated record. Lineage: Eukaryota; Metazoa; Chordata; Aves; Passeriformes; Motacillidae.